GGCAAAUUGCAGCGCGGUUCCUUGCGCCGUGGCUCGAGCUCGCUUCCCAGAUUACAUCGCAACCUUAUCAUUGCCGCAGGGCGUCGAGGGAGGGACGGAUAGUCGGCUGAUCCGAGCGUCCGUCCGGGGAUGUCACCGAUCCGGGUGCAGGUGUGCAUUCCCGCUGCCACCAGCGCUGUGUUGGAUAGAUGACACAUUAUCUAUGUCUCGCAUUGUGAGAUUGGCGUUUUUGAGAUCCAGACAACAACAACUCUUGUAUGUGGCAGUCGGAUUCUUAUCCUCGCCCAAUUCUUCGUUACAACUGUUGCUGGCUGGGCUGGGCUAAUCUAAUCUAGUCUAAUGUGAGGGUGGGCGUACCUCACCUCGCCUCGUCUCGUCGUUUGCGUAGCUUGACUUCGCCAACAGAGUCCGCUCCCUUAGGACAUGAGCUAGCCAACAAUAAUGUACUUCAUGUACAUCCCUUCGUCAUGAUGUCGGAUGGGAACCGCUCAAAACUGUUGAUCGAUCAUGGAGGCCCGCCGGCAGUCCAUAGAUUGUUCGCCGAGCAUUGGAUCUCAUCCUUGUGGUCACCGUAUGCGUCCGUUCCGCAAGCGAACUGUGUUGCACAUUUUCUCCUUACUUGUUUUCUGAGCGUCUUCUGUGAAACGGAUUGGAGGCACGAUCGGUUCAAAUCGUACGUAAGGUGACUCCCUACUGUAUUCUGUACGAGGGUCACUUUGGACUUGGGAUGUGGAGAGAAGGCUUGUGACGAGGGGCGACGUGAUGAGUCUGUGGCCUUUGACUGCUGACGUGUAGUGUGUUGCACAGUCGACCAUCUCUGAGGGCAACAUCGAAUUAGUGCCAAAUAUUCUUUGAGAGCCUAAAAGUCGAAUUGCUACUUGCAAAGGAAAGAGUAUGUGCAAUAUCGGUUAGUUCGAAUUUAUGUAACAUGCUACAGUGCACAGACUAUAUGCCCAGUAGCAAAGCCAUAUUCGAUACGGUUGCAAUGCAUUCGCAGGUAUAAGGUAAGUUGAUCAGUAGUGUCUUACAUAAGAAAAGUAGAUUUAGGAUUAACGCAGGAGGUUUCCUGAUCGUUAUAUUUUUUGAAACUGACGGUAAUGUGCACUAUAUUUUUUCUAUGAGGUGUAUUUUUUAGGUAAUUUGUUAGAGUAAACACUCCAUGCAAGGCUUAGGGUCAAAUUCUCAAGUAGAAUUCUUCAAAUUACUCAACCUGUAAUUAACCAAUGGCGAUCGAGAAGUUUAUGUUUCAAUCUCAGCUU
This is a messenger RNA of Marchantia polymorpha subsp. ruderalis, 1259 nucleotides long. The record is from the annotation of a GenBank genome assembly. Lineage: Eukaryota; Viridiplantae; Streptophyta; Marchantiopsida; Marchantiales; Marchantiaceae.